Drosophila grimshawi is the source of this 2217-nucleotide messenger RNA. It is a transcript of the gene Fpgs1, whose product is annotated as folylpolyglutamate synthase, mitochondrial. The record is from RefSeq and is a predicted model, not a curated record. Bases 138 to 1937 code for a protein of 599 amino acids. Gene Ontology annotation, molecular function: ATP binding; tetrahydrofolylpolyglutamate synthase activity. Lineage: Eukaryota; Metazoa; Arthropoda; Insecta; Diptera; Drosophilidae. The transcript has 5 exons. Gene Ontology annotation, cellular component: cytosol; cytoplasm; mitochondrion. Gene Ontology annotation, biological process: tetrahydrofolylpolyglutamate biosynthetic process.
UGCGCGUUUCUCUCGUUUCUCAAUAUCCUCUUGAUGUUAUGAAAUUCGCUGUGAAUAGAUAAACGGACCGCCCCGCAGUGAACGUUAGCAAAACAAAACAAAAGCUUGAGCGAGCUUUAGACAGCUGUACUUAUAAUAUGAUUUUGCAAAAACCCCUGCGAUUAGUGCACACAAUCAGUGCGACUUGCAUAGAUGUCCGCCUAGUUUCCAGUCUUUGUUGGAAAAAUAAUAUUAAGGUGCGCAAGCUGGCCUCUGUUCGACCAAUGACGAAACUCCAGAAACCAGAAUGCGAAAGCAAUGGCCGACCAAAAGCAGGCGACGCCCAAAGGGAGAAGUCCUUAAGGGAUCUAGUCUUUUAUCCUCAAGGAAAGAAUUGCGAGCAAGAAAAUGACCAAGAUAAUGCCGCUUACAUGGCUGCAAUUGAGGUGCUGACAACACUGCAGCCAAACAAGGACAGCAUAAGAAAUUCCAUAGAUUUCAAAACUAAUUCCAUUGGUCUAACAAAAAAAUAUUUGUUUCGUAGUGGCUUAACUCUAGAAGAUGUGGAAAAGCUCUCCAUUAUACAUGUUUCUGGCACCAAAGGCAAGGGCUCCACUUGUGCUCUGGUCGAAUCGAUAUUGCGUCAAUAUGGUGCACGCACUGGAUUCUUCAGUUCUCCCCACUUGCAAAGCACAAACGAACGCAUCCGAAUCAAUGGAGAUCCGCUGGUGAAGCCGAAGUUCACCCAUUUUUUUUGGCAGGUGUACAAUCGAUUGAAGAAUUCGAGCGAGAAUCACGACGAUAUGCCACCGUUUUUCAUGUUCCUGACCAUUAUGGGAUUCCAUGUGUUCAUCGCUGAGCGUGUGGAUGUCGUUGUGGUCGAGGUGGGUCUCGGGGGCGAAAAGGAUUGCACGAACAUUGUGCGUAAUGUGAAAACCAUUGGGAUCACAUCGCUGGCAUUGGAGCACACAGAGCUGUUGGGCACCACGCUGCCGGAGGUUGCUUGGCAGAAGGCGGGCAUCAUUAAGCCGUACGCCCAUGUCUAUACCCAUGUCACUCAAGCGGAAUGCCUCAAGAUCAUCUAUGAUCGGGCAGCCAAACAACAGGCAAAGGUCACCGAGGUGCUCAGCACAGAAGCCUAUUUCAAAUAUAAUCACUACUCUGACUUUUUGGACAGUUGCAAUGAUUACAUUCGUCUGAAUGGCGCCUUAGCCAUUCAGUUGGCAUACGAUUGGCUGCGCCAGACCAAAGGUCAUCUUCAUCGCGACUAUGCCGUCAACGAGGCACAGAUGAGUGCCGAAGUUCUGCGAGGAUUAACCCAAACCCAUUGGCCUGGUCGCUGUCAGCUGGUGAGUUUCAAGAACCUGAGGCUCCAUCUCGAUGGUGCGCACACUGUGGAGAGCAUUCGCGUUUGCGGCGACUGGUUCCGCAAGUGCACCCGACAAAGUCAAAAUCCAAAAAUUUUGGUAUUCAAUCGCACUGGCAAUUCGGAUACGACAGCCAUGUUGCUGGUGCUGCAGCAGUUGUGUGACUUUGAUAUGAUCUGCUUUGUCCCAAAUUUGGCCAACAGGAAUCCCAUGGAUCCCAACCAAACGGCGCUCAACUGCAGUACCGAGGAGCAGCUGGAGCGCACCCAAUUAAUUGCCCGCAAGUGGCUGGAAAUGUGCGAGGCAACAAAUCAACCAAAUCGUGGCCGAAUGUAUAGCACUGUAUUGGAUGCUUUCAUUGAUGUGCGCACCCGUUAUCCCACCCACAUUGAGCUGGAUGUGCUGAUAACGGGCUCAAUACAUUUGCUUGGCGCUGUCAUAACCGCACUCGAUGAUUUCAACAUCGAGGUGCAACCAACAGCAGCAGCAGCAGCAACAGCAACAGACACAACAACAGCAACAACAGCAACAACAACACCAACAGCAGCAACAGCUGCAAUAAAAGCAGCAGUAUCAAAUGGACCCAAUUAAUCAGCAGUUGCAAUUGGCGAUCGCAAUUGUCAUAAACGUAAUUAUACACCUUACAAAUAAUUUUGUACGCAUGUCUUCCUCCUAAAUCUAUAAAAGUUAUUUAAUAUAUAUACAUAUACAUAUAUAUAUAUAUAUAUGUACAUGUAAGUGUGUAAACAGUUCUCUAUUUUUUUGCCUUAAUCGGAGCACAUUUCCAAGUGCUGUUGCAAACGGUAAUAUAAGAUUCCCAUUUUGUGAGAAUUUUUGUUAUUUAGGUAAUCAAAUACGCUGGAAAAAAAAA